Molecule: messenger RNA, 2106 nt
Organism: Anguilla anguilla (European eel)
Lineage: Eukaryota; Metazoa; Chordata; Actinopteri; Anguilliformes; Anguillidae
Gene: rhov
Product: ras homolog family member V
Exons: 3
Coding region: 155-856 (233 amino acids)
Biological process (GO): small GTPase-mediated signal transduction
Molecular function (GO): GTPase activity; GTP binding
Source: RefSeq, a predicted model, not a curated record
UUCACUUGGCCUUUGUGGUGAUGAGAUCGCAUCAGUCCAUCGUCAGUUUCAGUCCGCCACGUAAACCUGCGUUAUGUGUUAAUUCCAUCUUUACUUUUGCUAUCCGCAGUGGACGUUUUGCGGCAGUUGAAAUCUGGUCAUCUAAUUUGGAGAAAUGCCACCUCAAAUGGAGUACAAUUACGAAGAGACCAGGAUUCCGUCCGUGUGCAUUACCCAUGAGAAAACUCAGGAGCCGGCUAUCAACUGUAUGUUGGUAGGAGAUGGCGCUGUGGGAAAGACCAGUAUGAUUGUUAGCUAUACUACCAAUGGAUAUCCCGCGGAGUAUAAACAGACUGCCUUUGACGUAUUCUCUGGGCUGGUUCAAGUGGAUGGAACACCAGUACGCAUCCAGUUGAUGGACACUGCAGGACAGGAGGUGUUCGAUGAAUUCCGCUCCCUGUGUUACGCACAGACGGACGUCUUCCUCCUCUGCUUCAGUGUUGUCGACCCCACAUCCUUCCAGAACAUCACAAAGAAAUGGAUCCCAGAAAUUCGGGCACACAAUCCAAACUCUCCCAUAAUCCUUGUUGGGACACAGUCUGACCUCCGGCAUGAUGUCAACGUACUCAUCAACCUAGACCAUUUAAAGGUGAAGCCAAUCCUGAAUUCACGAGCCCGUGGACUGGCAGAGAAGAUCCGUGCACAGGAUUACGUGGAGUGCUCUGCGCUAACGCAAAAGAACCUGAAAGAGGCAUUUGACAUGGCUAUCUUUGCUGGCAUCAAGCACAAGGCCCGAAAAUCAAGGAAGCUGAAGUUUUCAGACCGUGCAAGGACUUUUUCCAAGUGUGGCUGGAAGAAGUUUUUCUGCUUUGUCUGACCAGGCAGGCAGUUACUAAAAACUAUAUUUAUUAAUUUAUUCUUACUUGAACAUUUGAGCCUCCCUGAUGGAUAUGCUGCCCUCCUGAAGAGGGUUCUUGGUGAAGGACAGAAUUAAUGGCUGGAGACAUUCUAUGGUUUCUUGCUGAAUGGAUUCAGUCAAUCAGGGAAUUUCUGAAUGAAGGGGGCCAAGUGUACUUCCUUGCAGUUUGAUUGUGAUGUUAUUUAAGAUUGAAGUGGAUUAUGAAUUUUGGGUUUGGCAAUUGGCAAAUUUUAAUGAGAGCUCCUGGGAAUAUUACAUCGAAAACAAAAUCAGGGUCUUCAUUUUAAAAUUGACAGGGGUUUCCUCUGUGAAUCUGAUUUUGAAUCUUAACUUUCUGAAGGGUAACUUGUAAAGGGCAUAAAAAAAUUUGGAUUUCUCAGUUCUCCUUGUUAAAAUAACAUGAGUCUGCCAAUACUAAAUGUACCCCACUUUAGAAUGGCAUGUGAAAAUUCACUGCCCGUUUGUCCAUUCUCCAAAAGAAGAAGCAAUUCGUGCUAGAACUAUUAGCCAUUUCACAGGGUACUGUCUUGUGUAGUUGCACCAAGUUUUUAUUAAGCAAAAGUACAAGCUAGAGACACAGGAUUGUGGUAGAUGUCAUUUUUUGUGUAUGUGUGAAUGACUACCCUGAGGUGGCCACACAUUGACCUGCAGGCAUUGUAUUCGAUCAGAGACUGUCUGUCAGUCACAUUUGUCCUUAUCUGCAAUGUGCGGUUUCUGCUGUUCCAAAUUAAAUGUCCCCAGAACAGUGUUGUUUUCAAUACCUUAGCUUAACAUGCAGUGGUACACAUCUUUAGUAAAGAUCUUACAGAAGGUGCCUUUUUAGCACAUUUGUUGAGAAUAAAACACAUUAAGUGGUAGCUAAGAAAGCACCAUUCAAACACUAUGCAAGUCCUGUCUUUACGUUAUUUUUAGUCACUUAUCACAACCUUGAUUCUGGCAGGAUUUGCACUACAAUAGGAAAAUCUGUGCACACUUUUGGCAGCCAAACGUUUAGGCCUACCUGUUUGAAUGAAAACGCUAUUUAUGCUUCUUGUAGAAGCGUCUUCAGUAUUUUUUGUAAGCAAUAAUAUUUGUUUAACAGUGAUAAAUGUAGCUUUUUAAUGGAAAUUUAUAAAGAAUGACAUUCCCAACUGUCUUUUUUGCUAAUGCAUUCCUUUUUAUAGCAUUUUCUACACACACAAUUUUCCAGCACAAAUGAUUUUCUCUUA